Molecule: messenger RNA, 957 nt
Organism: Triticum dicoccoides
Lineage: Eukaryota; Viridiplantae; Streptophyta; Magnoliopsida; Poales; Poaceae
Product: gamma-gliadin-like
Exons: 2
Coding region: 67-792 (241 amino acids)
Source: RefSeq, a predicted model, not a curated record
CCAAACUUCACACACCUAGACCACAAGCACCAAAGGCAAGCAAGCAGUAGUAACCACAAAUCCAACAUGAAGACCUUUCUCAUCUUUGUCCUCCUUGCCAUGGCGAUGAACAUCGCCACUGCCGCUAGGCAGCUAAACCCUAGCAACAAAGAGUUACAAUCACCUCAACAAUCAUUUUCCCAUCAACAACAACCAUUUCCACAGAAGCCAUAUCCACAACAACCAUAUCCAUCACAUCAACCAUAUCCAUUGCAACAACCAUUUCCCACACCCCAACAACAAUUUCCCCAGCCCCAACAACCGACCCCCCUACAACCACAACAACCAUUCCCCCAGCAACCACAACAACCUUUUCCACAGCCCCAACAAUCAUUUCCUUGGCAACCACAACAACCAUUUCCCCAGACCCAACAAUCGUUCCCUCUGCAACCACAACAACCAUUCCCCCAGCAACCCCAACAACCAUUUCCCCAGCCCCAACUACCAUUCCCCCUACAACCACAACAACCAUUCCCCCUACAACCGCAACAACCAUUUUCCCAGCAACCCCAACAAUCACAACAAUCAUUUCCCCAGCCCCAACCCCAGCAACCCCAACAACGAUCCAUCCUGCAACCACAACAACCACAACAACCAUUUCUGCAGCCCCAACAACAAUUAUCCCAGCAACUAGAACAAACAAUUUCCCAGCAACCCCAACAGCCAAUCCCCCAGCAACCACACCAACCUCAACAACCAUAUCCACAACAACAACCAUCUGGGAGUAGUCUUACAAGCAUCGGUGGCCAAUGAAAUGAAGACAUAAUACAAGACGGAUGGAUCAUCGUUGUUUAGUCAAUGAGUGUUCAAUGUAACGAUGAUAAAUAAAGUGAUGUGCACCAUAAUGUGUAACCCCGACCUAUACUAGUUCAAACAUGGGAAUAAAAGACAAAGAAAGUUCUUGUCACAAAGACAUUA